Caenorhabditis auriculariae is the source of this 3567-nucleotide messenger RNA. Lineage: Eukaryota; Metazoa; Nematoda; Chromadorea; Rhabditida; Rhabditidae. The record is from the annotation of a GenBank genome assembly.
AUGACGCGGCAAAGCUCCAAGGUGCGUUUUCGGAUUCAAGGUAUUCAGAAGUUCCGGAGUUUAGAGCGAUGUCUUCUACUAUUUCCUUCUCAACGUGUCUUCGGCGUUCAUGCUUUCAGCUGCCCACAACGUUUUGUUUUUUGUCCUUGACGUCAGAACAUCGGUAAUCCACUUCCUCCAUUUCUUCACUACUUUCGGACUUUUGUCUCUGCUCCGAUAUGCACAUGUUAUUCCAAGUGCUCCUAUUGAAUUUAAUGUGAGUAUCGAGACUUUCAAUCAAAAAGUAUAUCCAGUACAGACCUUGAAAUAUGCCGUCGGCUUCAAGAUUCUGGAGACGCUACUGGUCUCUGGAGCUCAUUCUCAGAACCGUACCGGAGAGUUGUAUCUUAUUAGGUUUGUUAUCCGAUCUUUUUUUUCUUGAUUUAGAAAAAAAUUCCUUCCUUGUGUUGCUCAUGAUAUAGUGGAUAACAGUAGACGUUUUAGAAAUCGAAAAAAAAUAAAAUCAGUUUUUUAGUUUUUCCGUACAUUUUCGACAGGCUAUUUUUCAGUACCCUGAUACGCUUAGCAGAUAUUUCUUUUUGUUUUUCGAUUUUUCACCUCAAACACUUUCCUUAUUAGAGAAAUAAUCUGUUAUUAAGAGUUUUCGACUUCCUGUUUACCCUGACAAUCGUCGGCUAUCAAAAGAAGAGCUCAAAAUCUCCAGAAAAGCCCGAAGGAUUCCUGGUGGUUGUAUAACCAUUAAAAUCAAACCAAAACUAAGUUUACAGGUGCCGUUGGCAUUGGCGACGUCGCUUUCCUGGCUUGAAUGGGGUCAGCUUGAACACACUCCUUUUUCGAUGCUCUGUGCGAUCUUUUUGCCGAUUGUCAGAGCUUUCUCCGUCCUGAAGUUACAAGAAGCCUUCGAGAUGAGUGGAAAAGGUUCGAUAAUCUCCUCUCCUGGUAUAAGGGACGUCUGAUUCACAAAUGACGUGCUUUAGGCCACGCGGACAACGUCUGCUUCCACUACACGCGUCUAGUGUCGGCUGGUCUAUUUAUUCCCGCAUUGAUGUCUUUUCUGAGUCGUGACGUACAAGUCACAGCCAGCUGGGAGUCCAUUGACUAUGUGGGUGGUCGUCAAAGUUUCUCCGAGUUUUCAUGGUUUCCAGACCCUCAUGAGCCUGUCGUUCUUGUUCAUGGCGUGCAACCUCUACUCAGAGCUCUGGCUAGUUCUUCACGUCAACGCAAACUCGUUCACAGCUUUCGAAAGCACAAAGAUGUUGGCGGGAUCGGUCCGCUCUGCCCAUCAAAAUUAAUAAAAAAAAAAGAUUUCCGUUACAGAUUGCUCAGUGGAUCAUUCAGAACAUGGCGCACCCGAAUUUGCUUGCAUUUGGAGGAAAAAUCGUUGCUUUGGCGUCGUUAUUUCGAAUUGUCACUCGCUUAUAAUAAACUUCUCUUAAAUGCAAAAAAAAAAUCCAAUACGGAAUGCCUGAAUAAAUAGAGUUUUCUCCCUGCAAAAGUUAUAUCUACAUUAAAUGGUAAAAUUGCCUUAAGGGGCUGUAAAUUUGAAACGUUCUAAGCCAGCCCGGAAUUCAAAAUUCAAAGGAAUUCAAGAAACCGAAAUUUGAGCAAAAUGCGAUGGACUUGAAAUAUACUUUUAAGAACCUCCGGUAUGGCUCAGAUAGAGCUGAAGCUCAGGUAAAAGUUGGAUUCCGCUUUUGAUUUUUCGGAACGCGUGUGGAAGCGUUCGAGCAAGUGGUCAAACGUCUUCCCAACACCUCUCCUUACCUUCCAGAAGCCUGCUGGAGGGCUUCUGGCAGGCGUUUCCAAUUUUUACUUUCCAAAACCUUCCAACUCCUCCUAAACAGGCCUUCUCAAAAACUUCUAGCUCCCAUUAACCUUCCUACCUCCUUCUGGUUACAUUCUCAACACCUUCCCAGGAUUCGCCUGAGAAUGUAAGCUAGAGAUCUCACGCUGGAUGUACUAUUAGACACCUAUAAUCCGUUUUUAGAGGUAUACUCAUAUAUUCUCGAGUUUUUUGUGAAUGAAAAAGCCUCUCUGGUCCGUCUUGGCGUUUAUCACAUUCAAAUUAUGGAUUUAUUCUUGUUUUUUUGGGUUAACCCUGCGGUUUUACACGUCUUAUUGCAAAAGAAAAAAAAUAGUUCAGCGCUUAGUAGUUAAUCGCAUUCUUUCGACAUAUAUGUACUCAGUCACUGCUUUUCUAACCCAAAAAACAGAAAUAAUAGCCUGAACCCCGGCGCGUUCCCUCCCAAAAGCCGAAACAGAAAUUCCGUCAAGAAAAAUGUCACCGAUCCGCUCAUUGGCGCACAUUACGUGCAGCCACGGGCACUUUGCCAACUCGAUGUGUCUUUACGAUAUGAAAUAUUUUUUUAUUGAGAUUUAUUUGCAAUCAUUCAUUUAUAUGUGGUAUAUUAAUAUAAAGGUCGCUAGAGUUUUUGUGAAUAAGUUGAUUUUUUCUUAGAAUUAAUUCUUGCUGCAACGCUCACAUUUUCCCUCACAGACAGAUACUGUGGCGAUGCAAAAUAAAAUUAUAUUAGUCUAUGUAGUCAUUUUUAUUUAUUUUUUUCUCAAAGUAAAUCCAGUUCUGAAACCAAAAAUAAAAAUUUUUCUUGGAAAGACCUCUUUAAAAGUUUCAAACUCAUGAUUAUUUUUGAAAAAAUUUCAGUAUGUUUGUCGUUUUGUUUCUCUCUAUUGCGGGAUCGGUUCUUGGUGAGGAUCUGGUGACGUGUAUGAGUGUGCUGAAAUUGAUGAACGCAAACGAAGGGUCACGGCUGCACUCACACGACGUGAAGUAUGGCAGCGGAAGUGGGCAACAGUCUGUUACCGGCGUGAAAUCUUCAGACGACAUCAACUCGCACUGGCAAAUCUUCCCAGGUUGGUACAUUUUUGCGACAAAGAAAGCUUUGAUUGAAUUUAGCUUUGACUGAAAGCUGCCACAGAGGUGAUAGUCUUGAGUGUGGCUCCAAACUGCGUCUGAAACAUCUUUCAACGGGUUGCUUCUUGCACAGUCAUCAUUUCCAAGGGCCUCUUUCCAAACAAUACCAGGUUUCUUCGUUUUUCAUUCAAUUACAACCUGUCUACUAUUGCAGAAAAACAAAAUUGAAAAAUUAAAAGUAGAAUUUGAACUUGAUAUAGUAUUAACGAAUUAAAUGGUCUCUGACGCUCCAAAAUUUAAUUAUCUUUUUCUUUCUUUGACGACUAUUUUGACUAUUUUUUUUUAUAGGAAGUCUCCUGCUUUGGAAGUGAAAAAGAAAGCGACACCGGAGACCACUGGACGCUCAUGUGCAACGAAGACGUUUGGAGCGAAUCUGAUGUGAUUUCUGUUCUCAGGCUUUUCAACCAUUAUCUUUGCAGCAAGUGAGGUUCAAGCACGUCGACACUGGCGUUUAUCUUGCGCUUUCGGGACAACAAUUCGGACGGCCGAUCAGUGGCCAACGCGAGGUACAACGAGCAAAUUGUUUUCAAACGUCUCAUUCUGAUUCUUAGGUUGUCGGAACGGAUUCUCUCACGAACGGUGGUGUUUGGAAAGCUGCGGAAGGUGUCUACGUAGUCCACCAAAACAAAAAUUGA